AUGUUGCUGUUUGUAUGAUGCUUGAUUAGCGGCAACCAAACAAAUAGGUUACAUCAUUUAGGUAACAAAAAAAUCUUAAUGAGAAAAUAAGGUAAAUAAAAAGGUCUAAGAAUUAAAAAUCCCCCUUCUUGAGUUCCAAUAUUGCAAAAUCCAUCAGUUGAGUUCCCUAACAACUCAUGAAAUCGGGUUAUCAAUAUCACGAACACCCGAAAAUAAAAAUGAGAAAAUACAUAGGCCGCAGCUCGCGCCCUAAACUACGCUAUUUGCGUCAAGAAGAAGAUUGUGGAACGACAAGAAAAAGAGAGGAAAAAACAAUCUUUCGACUCUCGAAUUUUAGCGGUAAGCCGGGGAUAAACUGUUAGAGAAUUGGAUAAGUCUGUUUGCCUUUCGGGUUGUGACGUUAUGCUUUCUCCUUACCACGAUUUUAUUGUUUUAGGUCGAACUUGGCCCCAAAAUGUUCUCCAAGGCUUUUCUCCGUUCUUCAAAGGUAUGUUGCCUUACAUGUAUAUGCGCUUGAUAUGCGCAUUUCAUGUGAAUAUUGUGAUCUUCAUAGGCUUUGUUGAGGUUAAAGUUUGAUGUAGUGAAUCUCCUAAAGUUUUCGAAAUCUAUCCGUUUCUCUUUCAGACACUCCGAACAUCUGUUCGGACACUUAUGCUUCAUGAGUAUUGCGGAGUCACCUUACUGCAGAAAGCUGGCAUCAAUGUUCCACCCUUCGGUGUCGCCCAGUCAGCCGAGGAAGCCUUCGAAAAGGCCAAAUCAAUCGGUGUGUUGAUGAUUGUUUUUUUGUAUUGUAUUUUUAGGUGGUAAGGACUAUGUCGUGAAGGCUCAAGUCUUGGCCGGUGGCCGCGGAAAGGGAAAGUUUGAUUCUGGAUUAGAAGGAGGUGUCAAGAUCGUUUACACGUAAGUCUUAUUACCAGAAUUUUCCGUGAUGCAUGGCGAAAUUUUGAGGUCUCGUUUAAUCCAAUGUAUUGUAGACCUGAAGAAGCUCGCGAAGUGGCCAAAAAGAUGAUAGGAUAUCAUCUCCAAACAAAACAGACUGUUGGAGAAGGUCCGCUUUGCGAGAAGGUGAUGAUCGCCAAAAGAUUGUUCACCCGCCGGGAGUACUACUUCAGUAUUACGCUGGACAGGAUUACAAACGUUGGUUUACACUUUUUUUAUUCUUGAUUUGACAAUUUUAGGGGCCCAUCCUGAUUGGAUCUUCCCGAGGUGGUAUGAAUAUUGAAGAAGUGGCGGCCACAGAGCCAGAUGCGAUCAUUAAAGUGCCUAUUGACAUUAACACCGGUGUGACCAAGGAGAUAGCCCAAGAGCUGGCCCAGAAGAUGGGAUUUGCUGUAAGUUUAGGAAUCUGUAGAGGAUAAGAUUCUUUUAUAAUGGUUAUUUUAGGAAGCCUCCAAGGAUCAGGCUGCGGACAUUAUCCAGAAGCUCUACAACGUCUUCAUCAACUCUGACUCUGCUCUUUUGGAGAUCAACCCUAUCUCUGAGGACGUGGAUGGUAAUGUUGUCUGCAUGGAUUGUAAGGUCAAUCUCGACUCGAACGCUGCCUACAGACAGAAGGAGUUGUUUGCAUUAAAGGAUGAGAAACAGGAAGAUCCUCUAGAAGUGCGCGCUUCCAAGGCUGACCUGAACUAUAUUAGACUUGACGGAAACAUUGGCUGUUUGGGUAUUAUUUUUUAUAGAUUUGUAUUAAUCACUGUUUGUAAUUUUGUACUUCUGUUUUAUUGUUUUUUUAGUGAAUGGAGCCGGUCUAGCCAUGGCGACCAUGGAUAUCAUCAAGUUGCAUGGAGGAGAGCCCGCUAACUUUCUUGAUGUUGGUGGUGGCGCUACUGUGGAUCAAGUUACCGAGGCCUUUAAGAUCAUCACUGCUGACAAAACAAAAGUCCACGCAAUUUUGGUCAACAUUUUCGGUGGAAUUAUGCGCUGUGACAUCAUCGCUCAAGGCAUUAUCAAGGCUGCAACGGAACUGGAUUUGAAAAUCCCAAUCGUCGUCCGUCUGCAAGGUAAAUAGCAAUACAACUGGGGCUCCGAGUGGAUUCAUUUUUUCUUCAGUCGUGCUGCUAAGCCAAGUUUUUAGCAAAGACAUUUUUGCUGCGUUGUUCAGGGCCAAAAUUUUGCACAGUGCGAAAAAUUCCGUUAAUGCGCCGCGUAGACGAAAUUUUGGUCUAUUUUUGGCCCUGCGCACUGCACAACAAAAAAAAUUAUGGCUGAAAAUGAUGACUUAAGAGUAUGACAGGAAAAUUUUGAAUCUACUCGGAACCCCGAUGUACAUAUAUAUUAUUUCGAGACAUGUGACCUGUACGUUUAAAAAAUUAUUUUAUAGGAACACGAGUCGAAGAUGCCAAAGCCCUGAUCGCCAACUCCAAAAUGAGGAUUCUGGCCUGUGAUUCUUUGGACGAGGCAGCAAAGAUGGUGGUCAAGCUCUCCUCCAUCGUCGAAUUGGCAAAGGCCGCCUCAGUGGAUGUAAAAUUCGAGCUCUCGAUCUAA
Bursaphelenchus xylophilus (pine wood nematode) is the source of this 2481-nucleotide messenger RNA. The record is from the annotation of a GenBank genome assembly. Lineage: Eukaryota; Metazoa; Nematoda; Chromadorea; Rhabditida; Aphelenchoididae.